This is a messenger RNA of Varroa destructor (honeybee mite), 4618 nucleotides long. RefSeq lists its product as uncharacterized. Gene Ontology annotation, biological process: protein phosphorylation; regulation of RNA splicing. NCBI's taxonomy places the organism in Eukaryota, Metazoa, Arthropoda, Arachnida, Mesostigmata, Varroidae. Gene Ontology annotation, cellular component: nucleus. The record is from RefSeq and is a predicted model, not a curated record. Gene Ontology annotation, molecular function: ATP binding; protein serine/threonine kinase activity.
UUGGCUUAGUAGUCUUAGGAAUCAGUAUCAACAUAAUCAAUGUAUAAUUCCUUGGCAAGUGAUCUUCUGCCAAGAAUCUGCCGGUCGAUUGUCGGGAACGUGGCUAAAGCAGUUUCUAACCCCAUAAUAUACUGUUCUUCUAUUUCUCCCACUGCUAUUCUCAUAAAACUGCUUUUGGGGGGUCAACUCAGCACAAUUCUGGACUACAUAGGCUACAUGUUUCAGAAAAUGACUUAAUUGUUUGAAAUUGGUAUCUGAUUUGAGAUACAGUUGAUUUAGGAUUUUGGAUGGCAUUUCUCCUAUAGUUUACCUUAAACUAACUCGUACCAAUUUCACGAAAGAUCGUCUUCGAUUUCCUCGAUGAGCUCUUAUAACGGCUUUUCUUUGUUUCUUCUAGUUCCCAGCGUAAAUUGGUUUUAGUUUUUUUUUUCAGAAUACAUACGAUUACUUCAUGAAACCCCUUCUGUUAGCUUCACAUGGUACACGUACUUCUUUUUUUGCGCAACGUUUUCUAGCGUCUGCUUCUAGUAAUUAGACCUUCGCCUAUCGAUCAUGGAAUGCAGUAAGUUUUCGCUACGAGCGAACGAGCGCAGUUGCCACUUCGCAGUCAUCAUUUCCGCUUUUAUUGUUGGAUUGUAACCCAUAGAAUCAAGGAAAGGAAACACGAAAGGCUUAGUACGAUAUCCAAAAUCAAAAGGCAGUACUUUUUUUUACACAAGUCUUGGUGGGGAGUUGCAAAGGGAAGCCUAGUCUAAAUACUACUUGCCAUUGCGAUCACCCUCGUUUCGGAAAUUUUCAGUCUACUUCAAGGGCAAGAUGAGCCCUUAAGGUUUUCUGUUAUUUGCUGUGUUCGUAGCUUCAAAGCAUCAUCUGACGCAGUAUCGCAAGAGUCAUAUUAGAAAAAGAGGCGCGGCGGCAGUCAGUCCACGAUGAUGCUGAUGGCCACCUCAUUUAUAAAAUUGGUGACGUCAUCAACGAGAGAUGAAUCAAUCUGGAAAGAUGAAAAUUAAUGUUUUUACAUCGGGGUAGAAUUCUUUGGACAAUGGGCCUAAACGGUGCAAAUGUCAUUAGAUGGUUUUCGCUACGUGAUUAUUUCCACAUUGGGAGAAGGGACAUUUGGGAAGGUUGUCGAGGUGUUGGAUGAAGAAACUGACCAGAAGUUAGCACUAAAGGUAAUCAAGAACGUAGACAAGUAUCGUGAGGCAGCCAAGUUAGAAAUAAACGUGUUGGAAAAAUUGCGCCAAGGUAGAGAGCCAGCCCUCCAAACUCUCUGCGUACGGAUGCUUGACUGGUUCGACUACUUCGGUCAUAUGUGUAUAUUAUUUGAAAUGCUGGGGAUAUCCGUCUUCGACUUUCUUAAAGAAAAUCAUUACCAGCCCUAUCCCUUAGAUCAAGUCCGACACAUUGGAUAUCAGCUCAUACUUUCCGUAAUGCAUCUACAUCAGAUGAAACUGACUCAUACGGAUCUGAAGCCAGAAAAUAUACUGUUUCUCAAUUCCGAAUAUGAUGUUUCCUACAGCAACACAAAAAAGAAACGCGAAAUCCGCCGUGUUCGUGACACCCGAAUCAAGCUGAUCGAUUUUGGUUCAGCAACAUUCGACCACGAGCAUCACUCAACAGUUGUAUCAACGAGACACUAUCGCGCCCCAGAGGUUAUCCUCGAGCUCGGCUGGAACUGCACAUGCGACGUCUGGUCAAUUGGAUGUAUCCUUUUCGAGCUCUACCUUGGAAUAACCCUUUUCCAGACGCACGAUAAUCGGGAACACUUGGCUAUGAUGGAAAGAAUUCUUGGACCGAUACCGUAUCGCAUGUGUCGUAAAACAAAGACUAAAUACUUCUAUCAUGGUCAUCUGGACUGGGAUGAAAAAAGUUCAGCGGGAAAAUAUGUUCGGGAAAAUUGUAAACCUUUAUUGAGAUACAUGGUAUCCGACGACCAGGAUACGCGCAACCUUUUCGAAAUGAUCGCGCGAAUGCUUGAAUACGAGCCAUCGGCCCGGAUCACAUUAGCAGAGACCCUUGAGCACCCCUUCUUCGAAACGCUUGAUCCUUCACUUCGCAUACAUAAGCUACCCGGCCGGUACCUGUUAAAACAAGGUUCCGUGCCUGCGACCCCCGCGGCUUCGAAUCCCUCGGUCUCUACCUCGGUACCCCUGCCCGGCCCGUCCGCUGUUUUCGACACUCCUACAAUUUCCAGCUCAGUCUUCAACUGCAUUGAUCCCGUCGUUGACUUCGAGGCGCAAGUGUCCUCACAAGUUCAGGAUCCGACCAUAUCGACAGGUGAUAGGUGCGCGUUUUAUCGGCCGACGAAACAAGCCAGUGAAAUAAACAUGUCUAAACUUGGUAGCCGUGAACCCGCACUAACACCAUCCAAAAAUAUAAGCAAAUUCAGAGAAAUCGAAGAAGAGGAUUCUAGCGGUGAGGGCUCGGAUGGCAUUUCGAUUGAACGCAGCAAUUCUUGGACAAGCGCAUCGAGUACUGGCUCAAAGCAUGCUAUAGCCAGUCGUGAUCCUUUUAGCUUAGAAGGUUCGCCAGGGCCCUUUGACCUCGGUACUCUAAUCUAUGGGGAUAUCCGGGAAAACCCGGCGCUAAUUCAGAAAAUUAUCGAUAGGGGUUCUUGCCAGCCGUCAUUGCCGUUACACAACUUUACAGACCUCUAUUAUCGAAAACAUGACUCCCGUACCUGGCUUUCGUAUUCGACAUCGAGGGACGCGAUUUUCUGCCUGCCGUGCUUCCUGUUCGCAGUACGUGACGCAGCCUCGUACGACAACACGUUCACAGAAAUAGGAAUGACCGAAUGGGGGUCGCUUAAGGAAAACAUUGAGCGGCAUGAAGCAUGCAGAAUGCAUUUACUUGCCGUCGCGGUGCUCCGUAUAUGGUGUAAAGCAAAGAAUCCGGAAGAUCAGAUCGCUCUUUCUGGCAAGGAGAUCGCUUCAUUUCGAGAGAUUGCUCAGCGCCUCUUAGAGGUACUAUUUUUCUACUGCCGACAGCCUGCCUUAGCAGGUAAUAGUGAUAUAAAGUCAAAGGAAGCGCCUGGUUUUAUGGACUUGGUGAGGCUCGUGGCAAAGAAAGAACUCGGACUUUCCCUUUACCUUGCGGAGAUGGCAACUCGAGGAGGAGGGGAAGGUGGUCUGUUAAGUUACAUGGGCCGUCUUGAGUUGGUUCGUCUAACAGCCCAACAGUUGAUUUCCCACAUAGCGCAAAAGAUAAGCGAGACGCGUUUUUACACACUAGUGAUCGACGCGUGCGCUAACAAUCGAAUAUCAAUUACAGCGCGCUAUGUUAUGAGAAAAUCCAUAGAUACAAAGGUACUUGAUUCGUUCUUGGGGAUGAUCUAUGUGUGUGAAGGGGCCUCUUCAGGCAAUGCCCUGCUUAACUAUAUAAAGAACAUUGGUAUUUCAAUUGAAUACUGCAGAGGAUUGUCAUUUGACGGUCACCCGGGAAUGCGGCGUCAUUACGCGGACAUUACUGACGAGGUUCAAGCAAUUCAGCCGCUGACGAUGUUCACCCAUUCGGCUACACAUCCAAUAAAUUUCGUACUGUCUGACUCAGCUCUCAUUCAUAUAGAAGUAUCCUUAUUCUUUGAAGCUAUUCGCCGCUUUUUUGGCCACUUUGCUAGUAACAGAAAAAGAUGGAACGCUCUAGAGUGCUGCUUAGUGGGCAGUGAAAUCGAGGAGAGAUGUACUAAUGGUCGUUGGGAAAUUCAUUUGGAAGCCGUCGAUGCCAUCAUCAUUUCAUACGACGAACUUACUUCAUUGUUGCGUAGAACGGCUACCGACAGCAGAUGUACUCAAGAAGAGCGGGUAGACCUGCUGAUGGUGGAGAACCAAAUGAAACGCUUUACUUUUAUUGUUCUUCUUCAAAUUUGGCGGUCCGUACUCCGCAAAGCGAAAGUGGUCACCAAACUACUUCAGAAGGAUGACUGUCAUCUUUCGAAAUCAUCUGUGAUUCUUGGCGGGCUUGUGGAAGAUCUCAAAGAAAUGAAAUCUGCGGUUCUAUGCUACAUUAAGAAGGCUAAAGCGUUUGCUGAAAGUCAUUCACUCCAAGCAGAAUGGAACGCAGAUGAAACUAUCUAUUCGCAAAAGGCUUUUGAAAUUGAAAUAUUUUUUCCUAUGAUGGAAAGCCUUAUUGGACAGGUGGAGACUCGUUAUGACAGCGUCACAAAAGCCCACGUACUCUUUGGCUUCCUUAACCCUACUGGACUUGUAGAAGCCCGAGAAAAUGACAUAAAAAAUAGCGUCGCCAAUAUUGGCAUCGUUUACCGAGCAGACCUCGAAGAGCAGGCCCUUUUGAGCGAGUUAUUGUCUGCUCGAAUUGCUUUCCACGAGGAGCUUUUGGCAAUGAAAUCGCCUAAAGAGAUCCUUGACCUUCUUGUAAGUAUGCGUCUUACGGAAGACUUCUGUAAUAUGUACACGUUGUUAAAGUUAUGUCUCUGUCAACCGACGUACGUCUCGCCAGCGACUAUGGAGAAAACAAAGCGGAUUCGAAGUGCCGUACAACUGGGGGACUCGGAACUAGCAAUCAUAGCUGCUGAAAAUGCUUUGGCUGACGACGCAGACUUCAGUUCUGUCAUAGAUACCCUGAUUGGCACAAUCGCGAGACGUUAAUCAGCGGCUCAAAC